This is a messenger RNA of Tribolium castaneum (red flour beetle), 1618 nucleotides long. It is a transcript of the gene Smyd5, whose product is annotated as SET and MYND domain containing, class 5. The record is from RefSeq and is a predicted model, not a curated record. Gene Ontology annotation, molecular function: histone H4K20 methyltransferase activity; protein binding. NCBI's taxonomy places the organism in Eukaryota, Metazoa, Arthropoda, Insecta, Coleoptera, Tenebrionidae. The transcript is spliced from 4 exons. Gene Ontology annotation, biological process: negative regulation of gene expression, epigenetic. The coding region runs from base 438 to 1589 and encodes 383 amino acids.
UGGUUGUCCAUCAAAUCCUCAUUUAUCACAACUAUCAAAGGCUUGUGUUGCUUUAAGACCUCAAGACACGUCCCUGCACCCGCAUGACUUAUAAUUAAAUCCGAACUUUCAAUUUCUUGAGCAAAGUUCUCAAAAUAGCGGUCGUAUUUGAUAUGAAUUUUUGGGUGUUUUCUCUCAUUAGAAUCGCCUGUCCCCACUUGAAACUGCACGAAAGUGUACCCUAACGAAUGCAGAACCUCCAGUACCUCAUCCUUGGACACCUCCUCAAUGAGCUUAUCAAAUUUCGUGGUCCCAACGGUUACAAACACUUUUUUUGCACCCAUUGCCACAAUUAGCCGCAAUUAUUCAUUAUCAUUUUUUACCAGAGGCAAAACAAAUCAAUUACAUAACCCCACAUUUCACAAACACACAUGUUUGCCGGAAGGAAUUAACUCGCAAUGGACGUGGAAGUUCGCCUUGUGGACAAUUCCAAAGGUAAAGGCCUAUUUUCGAAAAAGUGCUUCAAAAGCGGUGCAAUAAUAUUCGAAGAGGAGCCCUUGGUGUCGUGCCAGUUCUCCUGGAAUGCCGCUUACCAGUACAAAGCAUGCGACCAUUGUCUGAGGCCUUUAGAGACCGCUGAAGAGAACGCACGCCGCCUCACCGGCAAGCCCGAGCUCGAGUUACCCUUCCCCGAAUGUUGCACCACCGAUAAAAGUAAAUUUACUUCAUGCACCCUUUGCGGGACUGAUUAUUGUUCCGUGGAGUGCCAAACAACGGCGUACAACCAAUACCACCGCAUUCUCUGCUUACAGACAACCGAACGCAACAAUUUCCACCCUCUCGAGCAACUCAACGAGGCGUGGAAACAUGUGCAUUAUCCGCCUGAAACCAACACUAUAAUGCUGAUUGUGCGUCUUCUGGCGCGAAUAAUCCAGUCGCCAAACCGCGACUUGGCCAUUGAGCAAACCCUCCAGUUCUGCCACCGGACGGUUAACGAGGACGCGGAGCUGGCCCAUAAAUUACUGGGCGAAAAAUUCGCGAAUCAGUUAUCACUUUUACACAGUUUGCUCCUUCAGUGUGUUCCUCACGAGGGGAUUGAGCAGUUUCUGACUCCGGCGGGGUUCCAGGGGCUGCUUGCGCUCAUCGGGACGAAUGGUCAGGGCGUGGGCACGAGUACCAUAAGUCAGUGGGUCACUCGCACCUCCGACUUGGCCAUUUCCGACGACGAGAGAGCGGUUCUUGAUAAAUUUAUCGACAAGUUGUACGAGGAUAUGGACUCACAUUCGGGCAAUUUUUUAAAUAAUGAGGGAGUCGCCUUGUUUACGCUGCAAAGCGCCUGCAACCACAGUUGUGUCCCGAACGCCGAACCCACUUACCUUCACAACAAUAACAAGUUGUCUUUGGUGGCUGUUAGGGACAUUCAGGAAGGGGAGGAAAUUUGUAUCAGUUAUUUAGACGAGUGUAACUUGCAUAGAUCGAGGCAUUCGAGACGGAAAGAACUGAUGGAGAAUUAUCUCUUUGCGUGUAAUUGCCCCAAGUGUGAGGAGCAAGCCGACGAACCGGACGUCACUAGCGAGGAGGAGGAAGGAGAGGAAGAAAUGAGCGAAUAAAGUUAUGGAAAUAAAUUUAUUAAGACGCA